Molecule: messenger RNA, 555 nt
Organism: Orbilia oligospora ATCC 24927
Lineage: Eukaryota; Fungi; Ascomycota; Orbiliomycetes; Orbiliales; Orbiliaceae
Exons: 5
Coding region: 1-555 (184 amino acids)
Source: RefSeq, a predicted model, not a curated record
AUGCGGCAAAUACGUCUAUUCGGUGCACCCAGCACGGGAAAGAAGACUUUGGUCGGCAACCUAAUGAUGAGCUGUGGUCUAAGAAUGUCAAUUAUGGAAAAGCUGCAACGCAAAGGCAUUCAAAGAUAUGAUCGGAUGACAGAGUUCUUUAUCGAAGAAAAUAUUCCGUUAUCGUUCGAGACUAGAAGCGGCCCAUGGGAAAUUACCAAUAGCAACGAUCCUGAUGUUGUGUUAUAUUUGGUGGAUGCUAGCGCCAGUACUGAGACGAAUAUCAUUGAUCUCGGGACUGCUGGAGAUGCGACAAUUGGUAUCUUGGAAAGGUGUACCAGGUUUAUCCUUAUUGUCAACAAAAUGGAUAACCUAGACUGGUCAGCGGAACAUUUUCAGAUUAUCAUCAACCGUGCCACCAGCGAGCUACAGAGAGACAGUAUUAAUAUCAAAAAGUUUAAUAGCGUGGCGGUGUCGGCCCUUCAUGGAGAUAAUAUCAUCCAAAAAUCCGGUGAUCCCAUGUGGAGGACGCUUGUCCAGACCCUUGAUCUUGAAUCAAUAUUGUAA